AUGUCAGUCGCACGCGAAAUCCAGACCGUUUGUUCAAUUAACUUGAGAUUUGAAGAAUUAAUAAUACAAGUUCUCGCUGAAAUGGAACCAUCUGCAGACAUUGAUUGUACAAAGUUUGAACUGAAGAUUCCUAAUCGACUAGAAUUCAUGCCUCCAACAGUCGAACUAUCUAAACUUGUGUAUGUCCGCUCUUGUUUAUUGCUGGGUCAGGACGUUUACUUUGAGAUCGGACGAAACGUCCAUAUAAGACCUCGUGAAAAAUAU
This is a messenger RNA of Auanema sp. JU1783, 264 nucleotides long. The record is from the annotation of a GenBank genome assembly. NCBI's taxonomy places the organism in Eukaryota, Metazoa, Nematoda, Chromadorea, Rhabditida, Rhabditidae.